Molecule: messenger RNA, 600 nt
Organism: Penicillium arizonense
Lineage: Eukaryota; Fungi; Ascomycota; Eurotiomycetes; Eurotiales; Aspergillaceae
Product: peptide alpha-N-acetyltransferase MAK3
Exons: 2
Coding region: 1-600 (199 amino acids)
Biological process (GO): N-terminal peptidyl-methionine acetylation
Cellular component (GO): NatC complex
Molecular function (GO): protein-N-terminal amino-acid acetyltransferase activity
Source: RefSeq, a predicted model, not a curated record
AUGAAUGCGCCCUCCGAUCUCCACUACGUGCGGUACGAUAACUCUCGCGAAAAUGAGUUCGUCCCCGCGAUGCGCCAACUGAUCUCCAAGGAUCUGUCCGAGCCUUACAGCAUCUACGUCUACCGCUACUUCCUCUACCAAUGGGGCGACCUGUGCUUCCUCGCGAUGGACGAUAAGAACGAGAUGGUUGGAGUCGUGGUAUCGAAGCUGGAACCGCACCGCGACGGCCCGAUGAGAGGGUAUAUCGCCAUGCUGGCCGUGCGCGAGGAGUACCGGGGCCGGGGAAUUGCAACCAAGCUGGUACGCAUGGCCAUCGAUGCGAUGAUCGAGCGGGAUGCAGACGAGAUCGUUCUCGAAACCGAAAUCACCAACACCGCCGCCAUGAAGCUAUACGAGCGACUGGGCUUCCUUCGUAGCAAGCAGCUACACCGAUACUACUUAAACGGCAACUCAGCAUAUCGUCUCGUGCUUUACCUGAAGGAAGGCGUGGGUGCGAUUCGAACGGCCCUUGUUGAUCCCUACGGCCCCCCGCCACCGGUUCCUAGUAUACCAGACGCGUGCAUGGGGCAUCCUUAUUCCAACAUGGGCUCGUUGAUUUGA